UGUGUGUAGUAUGUGUGAGAAAGUUUCUUGCUGAAGAAGCAAUGAAGACGCUGUACUUGUUCUUGCUCACGCUGUUCGGUGUCUUCACUCAGAACAGUGACUGGGGUGUGAACUAUCCUGAUAAACUGAUCUGUGCUGUGAGAGGAUUCAGUGUCUCCAUUAAAUGUAGUUAUUAUUAUCCACAAGAUCAUCAGGUGAAACAAAAGCUUUGGUGCUCGAUGAACUCAAACACAGAUGUGUGUGAAAACCCACCGUAUGUUUAUAACAGCUCAUUAAACACUGAGUCAGACUUUAAGUUCACUGGAGACGACAAAUCAGACUGUACUUUAUUAAUCCACAAUGUACAGUUCAGUUAUUCUGGAGAGUACAAAUUCAGAUUUAUUACUGAUGUGGACAAAGGUAAAUGGACAGGAAAUCCUGGAGCGACUCUACAAGUUACAGAUUUAAAGGUGUCACUAAUCAGACUCAGUGGAAACGGAACCCUUAAACAAGGAGACUCCUUAAAUCUGAUGUGUGAUGUGAACUGCACACACACUUCCUCACAGUUUGUGUGGUCUAAGAACAACCAGCGUUUAAAUACAUCAGGACCCGUUCUUCACUUUCCUGCUCUAACCGUGAGGGAUUUUGGGGAUUACACCUGCACUUUGGGAACCGGUGAGACGUCAGGAUCUAAAACCAUCAGCCUUCACGUGGAGGGUGAAGGUUUUGAUCAAUGGAAAAUCUGGAUCAUUAUUUUCAUUGUUGUUGUGAUUUUGGUGAUCGUGGCUGCUGUAUUUUAUCUCAGGAGGAAACGUGAGAGAGGUGAAGAGAACGCACAGGAUGGAGCAAACAAACACGAUAAACAGCCAAAGCCACAGCCGAGCACUGUUCCUCAACUAGAUGAUGAAACACUGCCUGAGGAGGAAGUGACUUACGCGAGCGUGUGUGUCAAAGACAAGAAAAAAAAGCAAGGGUGUGUCAACACCGAGCAACAGAAGGAGGACGAUAGUGUCAUCUACAGCACUGUCAUUAAAUCCUGAUCACAUUAUUACAUCUCCUUCAAACUCAUCAGAGCUGUAAAGAUUUUUGUGGGAACCUGAGAGAAGUUUAAUAUGAAUAUAAAAUACAUCUCAUCAAUUCCAGAUUAGUGUUUAUUAAUAUCAUUAAGUGAGAGUAUCUCUGUGUUUGCUUUAAUUUGGCCCUUGAUUAGAACAUUGCCUUUAGUUUAAUAUUCACUCUGGCUUUUAUUCCUCUAUGAAUUGUUCAGUCAUGAGCAGAACAUCGUGUACACACACACGAGCAAUUUAGAGCAAUGAGCAGCCAGUAUGACUACAGGAACCAGAAGGAACUUCUCACUUAACCGUUGUUAAAAAAAAAAGUUCCUCUAAAGUGAUAGAGCUCAAACACCAGCAGAUCUGUUUUCCAGUCUCCUAACAUUGUAUUUAAAAAAAAAACUCUUAAAAAUAUUUUGCAUUUCAAUAAAUAAAGUACGGUAAUGUGGUUUCAGCUGUUUACCAUAUUGUUUAUAGUGCAGGGACAUUUUUACCCUAAAGAUUAUAAAUUCUGAUUCUCUGUGACCGUUAAUGCAGGGGCUAAAUCACAGAAAUCACAUCACUGUACAUUCUUAACUAUAGAACAUCUAGAUACUUUUAUUAAAGUAUUAUUUUAAUCUUAUUUUAAUGGAUUGUGGGAUUCUGCAUGAAAACCUUAAACCUCUGUUUCUUCGACAUUAUGACUGUAUCAUGGAACGCAUCACUUUAUUAACUUCUAAGCUGUUUAAUGCAGGACAGUGAUGUAAUUUUUGGACUCCAGACUUUACUGAUGUCUCCGCUUUCUUCACUCGAUUCACUGGUCCUGUUGUGUACGUCUUGACUUCCGUAAAAAUAAAAUCUCGAUGCUUUCUUAGA
Messenger RNA from Tachysurus vachellii, 1886 nucleotides. RefSeq lists its product as uncharacterized. The transcript has 7 exons. The coding region runs from base 42 to 1019 and encodes 325 amino acids. The record is from RefSeq and is a predicted model, not a curated record. NCBI's taxonomy places the organism in Eukaryota, Metazoa, Chordata, Actinopteri, Siluriformes, Bagridae.